GUAACGAUAUGCCGUCUCCAGUAAUUAUAUGCUCGAAGAUUUUUUUAACGGAUCACACUGUAUUUUAUUUUAAACUUGAAUUGCUCUCGAUUUUCCCUUUAUAACAAUACCAAUAAUACGUAAAUCCAAUUUGAGCAACUUUUAUAUUUAAAUGAAAUUAUAAUUAUUCCGCUUCAUUUCUGACAAUAUUAUAAAUUUAUCUAGAGGCAUUUUCUUUAGCUUCGUGGAAAACUCACCUGCAGUGAUGCCGAAACAGUGCCUGCACACUGUUUACCAAAUUGUCAGUCACUCUUGACAACCCUUCAAAAUAUCGAUCAAACUGUUCGAGAUUAUUUCUCUUAUAUUUACAGAACUUUUCGCUGUCUAGAAAUAAUUUUUACACUUUUGAAAUGCCGCCCCAACAACACGGACAUGAAGCAUCAAAAUUUAUUACCAGCAUUAACGAAGGCAUAUUUAUUUUACCUCCACCUCCACCGAAAUAUACGUAUGAAGAAUGGUAUUUAAACAACAACUUAAGAACCAGAACAUGCUUGGAUCAGCAAAGAUUAGCAGAUUCCGUAAUAGCCGAAAGCGACAGAGUUAUUGAAGAAAUUAAUGAAAGAAGUGAACACAAUAAAAAGGAAGUCGACCGUGCUAUCCAGGAAAAAAUUAACGAUAUUAAUUUUAAUGUAUCCGAGAUAGAAAGAACACGAAAAGAAGUUUGUAAAGAAAUGGAAAGUCUCACUGUAUACAGUGAUCGUAUAAAAAAUUGUUUACAAUUCGUGGAAGACACCUGCUUGAAAGUUUGCAACAAAUGUCUGAUACAAAGAGAAAGAAGGGUCGGUAUAGAUUUCUGUAUCGACGAUGUUGAAAGGGAACUGAAAAAAGAGAGGCGUGUCAUCAUGGGAGUCAUUCAAAUGUUGACAAGAACAUUAGAACAAGCAUAUGAACAGAGGAGACGUCUCAGAUCGACCUUCUACUUCAUGGAUCGUGAUCUUGAUGAUAAAGGUUUAACCAAGAAGAUCGACCUUUACAACAAAAGCAUUACUAAUACGAGUUUGAACCUAAGCAUCUACCACGGUUUUGCACCCUUAGAUCCUUCUAACAUUACUCUUCAAGAAUGGCAAAAAUUUUGUAUGGAUAAUAUUCAAAAUGCCUCCAGAGAGCUGACCAGUUGUCGACAGCUGCGCACAUACGUCGACACCCUUCUAAGACAAGGCGUCCAUGAUCUCUUAACACAAUAUAAUGCGACUAAUAACGCCUUCAGAAAAAGAAUUGAAGAACUGAAGGAGAACAAGACCAAAAUGGAGGUGCAACAUUCUGAAGUAAUGCGACUGGCCAAUGAAAUGGGACAAACCAUAACAAGACUUAAGAAGUCCUUGAGCGAAAAAGAAGGAUAUACCGGAUUGGCUCAUACAAGGUUAGGUACCAGAGCACAGAGGCAGGGCGCAGAACUUUGUAAAGAUCUGGUUGAACUGUCGCUAGUAAAAGAAGUCGCAGAUUUGAGAGCAAACUGUAACUUUUUACAACAGCGAUUGGCUGAAGCUCAUGCAUCGCUUAGAUAUCUCUUGAAAACGCAAAUACAGUUAGAAGAAGAUAUCAAUACUGAAACGAAUACACUGAAAAUUGAUGAAGUCGACUGCAUGACACUUAGACAAGCGAUGGAUUAUCAUCCUUUCUAACAUUAAUCUUUUUUUUUGGAAAUUUGUCUAACAAUGCUUAGUAAUGGUAACGGUAUUUUUAAUUUUACUUGAGUUGCUGAGUGGUGUAGAAAAAAUGUGUUUGUAG
Messenger RNA from Psylliodes chrysocephalus, 1767 nucleotides. The record is from the annotation of a GenBank genome assembly. NCBI's taxonomy places the organism in Eukaryota, Metazoa, Arthropoda, Insecta, Coleoptera, Chrysomelidae.